Cylicocyclus nassatus is the source of this 600-nucleotide messenger RNA. The record is from the annotation of a GenBank genome assembly. Lineage: Eukaryota; Metazoa; Nematoda; Chromadorea; Rhabditida; Strongylidae.
AUGGGAGAGCAGGCAUGUAAAAAUGAUGCGAUCCUCUUGAGCAUUUUCGUUUCGGUUUUAAUACUAUUUGUCUACGUAAUGAUUUCCUACUUAUAUCCGAGAUCAAAACGAAUGCGAGCAUGUAAUUUCUUUAGUAUUGAGUUACCACCUGCGGUUUACAGGAACAAGGAUCUGAUUGGGGUCGGUUCAGGCCCUGAUGGAGCUCCUACGCUUCCAUCCUUGUUUCUCACUGCAGCAGAAUUAGAAAUGUUCUCACACGAGCCACCAGCACCUCAGCGAGGUCUUCUUCUGACUCCAGAGGAGUGCAUGCUUUUACGAGCAGAGAAUCGAAGUGGGUGUUCUAUCGAAGGAACAGAUCAGUCAUUGUUCAAAUUCAAAUACGGUGACGCCCCAAUGACUGUAGACUCAACUUUCACGAGAGACUACAGGACGGUAGACACUGUGCUUGGCACGGUAGAAGUAGUAGCGAAGACAGUUGGAGGUGCGACGAUGAACACUGCUGACACAGUGGAUGUCGAGAGACGCUACAAGAGGAAAGGAGCCAAAGUCACUGAAGGUAGUAUGGAAUAAGAUUAGAAGGAGAAAAAAUCAUGGCAGAAG